Aspergillus japonicus CBS 114.51 is the source of this 1095-nucleotide messenger RNA. RefSeq lists its product as uncharacterized. The record is from RefSeq and is a predicted model, not a curated record. Lineage: Eukaryota; Fungi; Ascomycota; Eurotiomycetes; Eurotiales; Aspergillaceae. The coding region runs from base 1 to 1095 and encodes 364 amino acids. The transcript has 2 exons.
AUGCUGGACUGGAAUAUCCCAAGCAGUCAGUCGAGCUGCCAAGCGCAGGGUUACAACGUAACCUGCAAUUUCGCCCUGUACACCAAUGCUACUGACCUGACCACUGCUCAAAAGCUGAGCCCAAACACGUCUAUCACCGGGCCUGGGGCCUGCAUCUACUGGAACCAGUACAGAGACACGGACAACGCGAUAAGAGAGUGUGUACCAACUCUGCUAGAGCCCGAAAAGGCUCACCACCUCGAACCCGAGCUAAUGAUACAAUCUUUUCACAGAACGAGAUACUACCGGCGUAUCGCCCACACCGUCGAGCAGCUCCUGCACACCCUCAGCGACCAACAACUCACAACCGGCUUUGCCCUGAUCUUCGCCCUGAGCGAGCAGGCGUGUACCAUUUCCGCCUACCACUACGACCUCGUCUGCGCCAUGCUGCUCAUGUCCUUCGUCACCCACCUCAACACCCUAGUCAGCAUCCCCACUUUCAUCCACAAGGGCAAGCUCCUCGCCCUCUACCGGUGCGCAGCCCUGAUCGCGCAGGUCGUUCUCAUCAGUAUCAUCUUCUCCGCCCGCAACCGCGCCGCCUUCCCCGUCCGGCCCAGCUCGUUGGCCAUCAUGCCCGCCUGCUGCCUCAUGAACAUGAACGCCAGCGACUGGCUCGGCCUCGCUGAGGCGGGGGAGUUCGUCUCCCGCCUCAACUCGACCGAAAACAAUACCAGCGGGACGGAGAUCUUCUCCCAAGCCGGACAGUCCAGUGCGUUCGGGCAGUACAUCGCUCUGAUCGUUUUCACGGGGUUCACGGCCGUGAUCGCCGGGGUCAACUGGCUGGAGGCGCGGGAGGUGGAUCUGCACCGGUGGCUGCGGUGGGUAAAACUGUUCGUGGCCGCGGCGGUCUCGGUGGCGACGCUGGCGCUGACGGUCUGGGCGUACCAGACGUAUAACUCGCUGCGGGCGGGAAUGGAGGUCGAGGAGUGGUAUCAACUGAGCAAAGAGACGACGGCGUGGACGUUUGCGGAGAUCGUUCCGCUGGCGCUGUUGGCGUCGACGUCGAUCACCCUCGUGAAAGCGUUAACACGUGAGUAUCCUCGAGCAUUUUUCUGA